Messenger RNA from Erinaceus europaeus (western European hedgehog), 883 nucleotides. It is a transcript of the gene MYDGF, whose product is annotated as myeloid derived growth factor. Gene Ontology annotation, biological process: positive regulation of angiogenesis; positive regulation of endothelial cell proliferation. NCBI's taxonomy places the organism in Eukaryota, Metazoa, Chordata, Mammalia, Eulipotyphla, Erinaceidae. The record is from RefSeq and is a predicted model, not a curated record. The transcript is spliced from 6 exons. The coding region runs from base 33 to 563 and encodes 176 amino acids.
CGCCGCGCUCCGUCCGCCGGCCCCAGCACAAGAUGGCGGCGCCCAGCGCGGGGAGGAGCGGCGGCGGCGGCGGCGGCGCGGGCUGGUGGGGCGCGCUGCUGCUGGCGGCCGUAGCGCUGGGGCCGGCGCAGGCGGUGUCCGAGCCGCUGACGGUGCCGUUCGACGUGCGGCCCGGCGGCGUGGUGCACGCCUUCUCCCAGCACGCGGGCCCCGGGGACAGGUUCACCUGCACGUUCACUUACGCUUCUCAGGGAGGCACCAACGAGGAGUGGCAGAUGAGUGUGGGGACCAGCGAGGACAGCCAACACUUCACCUGCACCAUCUGGAGGCCGCAGGGCAAGUCCUACCUGUACUUCACACAGUUCAAGGCCGAGGUCCAGGGCGCCGAGAUCGAGUACGCCAUGGCCUACGCUCAGGCUGCCUUCGGGCGAGAGAGCGACAUCCCCUUGAAGAGCGAGGAGUUUGACGUCAGCAAAACAACAGUGACCCACCGGCCGGGCACCUUCAAGGCCGAGCUGUCCAAGCUGGUGAUCGUGGCCAAGGCCACCCACAGCGAGCUGUGACCGUGACCCCCCAGCAUCCUGGCUCCCCUGGAGGCUCGGGGCCCCCGACUGCUUCUCCAGGGGGCAGGGCCCCUACACCCUCUGGCCCGGCCCGGGGGUCCCCGCCUGCCCGUUUGGCACCCGUGAGCACUGAGGACCAGACCCCUCAGCUUUAGUUGGUGUCGGGGCGCCAGAGACUCGGGGUGCCAGCCGGGGGGGCCAAGACCUCAGAACAACCACCCCCUUUCUGACACCCCCCCCACCCCUGGCACCUCAUUCUGGGACCAGCAGGGGAAGACAGUGUCCCUUCGCCCUAUUUUAAUAAAAGACCUUGAAAGGGA